Messenger RNA from Myxozyma melibiosi, 357 nucleotides. RefSeq names its product Homeodomain-like protein. NCBI's taxonomy places the organism in Eukaryota, Fungi, Ascomycota, Lipomycetes, Lipomycetales, Lipomycetaceae. Gene Ontology annotation, biological process: positive regulation of transcription by RNA polymerase II; mitotic cell cycle. The transcript has a single exon. The annotation marks the transcript as partial. The record is from RefSeq and is a predicted model, not a curated record.
AUGAGCGCUUUCUCCUCCGCGUCUGCCCUCUCUCAGCUGCAGCCCCACCACCGCCGCGGUCCAUGGUCUGCCGCCGAGGACGCCCGUCUGCUGGCCCUCAUCGAGCGCCACGGCCCUACAAACUGGGUCCGCAUCGCCCAACUCCUCGGCACCCGCUCCGCAAAGCAGUGCCGCGAGCGCUACCAUCAGAACCUCAAGCCCUCGCUCAACCACGCGCCCAUCUCCGCCGAAGAGGGUCAGCUGAUUGAAGCCCUCGUCGCCCAGCUCGGCAAGAAGUGGGCCGAGAUCGCGCGCCAUCUCGCGGGCAGGUCCGACAAUGCGGUCAAGAACUGGUGGAACGGCGGCGUCUCGCGACGG